Olea europaea var. sylvestris is the source of this 1274-nucleotide messenger RNA. Its product is annotated as ATP-dependent Clp protease proteolytic subunit 5, chloroplastic-like. The record is from RefSeq and is a predicted model, not a curated record. Gene Ontology annotation, biological process: protein quality control for misfolded or incompletely synthesized proteins. The coding region runs from base 99 to 986 and encodes 295 amino acids. Gene Ontology annotation, cellular component: endopeptidase Clp complex. Gene Ontology annotation, molecular function: ATP-dependent peptidase activity; serine-type endopeptidase activity; ATPase binding. NCBI's taxonomy places the organism in Eukaryota, Viridiplantae, Streptophyta, Magnoliopsida, Lamiales, Oleaceae. The transcript is spliced from 9 exons.
UGGAACAAUUAAGUCAAAAAUAUCAGUAAUCAUUUAAAGGAAAAAAAAUCUCGCGUCGCCGCCGUCUAAGGCGGAGAUCCGAUCAGCAACCCCAAAUAAUGGCGCAUUCAUGCAUCUCUUCCUCUCUCAGAUUCAGUUCCUCUUCAGUUUCUUUCUCUUCCCCUACCCUUAAUUCCUCUCCACCCUCCUCCAGAACUUUCUUCCUCCCUUUUCAAUCUCUUCGUUCAAGUAGAAAAUUAGGAAAGUCCAAGCUCAAGAGUUCUUCAGUGAGAGCUGUCUACUCUCCUGAGUUUUAUGCUCGGGAAAGGAGCUCACGACAGGGUAUUUGGUCAGUUAGGGACGAUUUGCAGGUUCCUUCAUCACCAUACUUCCCAUCUUAUGCACAAGGGGGGCAAGGGCCGCCUCCGAUGGUGCAAGAGCGUUUCAUGAGUGUCAUCAGCCAGCUUUUUCAAUAUAGGAUAAUACGUUGUGGUGGAGCAGUUGAUGAUGAUAUGGCAAACAUUAUUGUGGCUCAGUUACUCUAUCUCGAUGCUGUUGAUCCUACUAAGGAUAUAGUCAUGUAUGUGAAUUCUCCAGGAGGAUCAGUUACAGCUGGUAUGGCAGUAUUUGACACAAUGAGGCAUAUUAGACCAGAUGUUUCCACUGUAUGUGUUGGACUAGCGGCCAGCAUGGGAGCUUUUCUACUAAGUGCGGGUACUAGAGGAAAAAGGUAUAGCCUUCCAAACUCGAGGAUAAUGAUCCAUCAGCCUCUUGGUGGAGCACAAGGUGGACAGACUGAUAUAGAUAUUCAGGCUAAUGAAAUGCUGCAUCACAAAGCAAAUCUGAAUGGUUACUUGGCCUACCACACUGGUCAAAGCCUCGAGAAGAUUAACCAAGACACAGACCGUGAUUUCUUCAUGAGUGCUAAAGAGGCCAAAGAAUAUGGACUUAUAGAUGGUGUUAUCCUUAAUCCACUGAAAGCCCUCCAGCCGUUGGCAGCUGCUUGAGAUCUACAACAAUGAUACUCUGUGAAACUCCACUUUUCUGAUGGCGUAAUACUGAAAAUGCGGUUGGAAUCAUCAUGUUUUGCGCUAUUCAGGUUAAUUGCUAGUUUCCUUUAAUUUAAGCCUUUUCAAGGCUUGACAUGUAGAAUAGAUUUGAAGAUACUGGCAAUCAUUUUAUUAAGUGAGUUUAGAUUUUCUUCGCUAUGAUUUAUAGUUCAGUCACAUGUUUUAUAAGAAAUGAACUUGUUUGAUUAUAAUGCUCGUAGACAAUACUAUGGAUGGUUCAGUACA